CCAAAUGUUUGAAGUUUUCAUCACAAUCAUAUUCUAACAGAUACAAGUGUACUCACAGCUUUAUUGUUCAGUCCUUUUGUAGGCACAUUAUUUUGUUAAGAGAAAAGUUGCAGAGUGAAGAUAAAAAAGAAUGGGGAAAAAGGGAAGCUGCUUUUCCGCGGUGAAAAAGGUUCUUUCUACUAAGAAGAAGAAGAAAGAGAAGCAAAACCAAAAAUCUAGAAAAUGGUUUUGGAAGCAGAAGAGCGCGGACUUGGAUUCUUCCGGUGCACAUACCACAACAGCGGAUCCUGCAGCCGCUCCUCCUACAGAGCAGAUGAGAUUCGUGGAAGCCGAGAAUGAGCAAAACGAGCAUUCCUACGCUGGUGCGCUUGCUACUGCUGUUACAGUCCGUGAAUUAGGUGAAUCAAAGGAAGAGUUUGCAGCUAUCAAGAUACAAACAGCUUUUCGUGGAUAUCUGGCUAGGAGGGGAUUCAGGGCUUUGAGAGGACUAGUGAGGUUGAAGAAAAUGAUUGAAGGGCAAUCUGUAAAACGGCAAGCCACUUCCGCUUUAAGGUACAUGCAUACCGUAGCUCGUGUUCAAUCUGAGAUUCAUACCAGAAGAAUCAGAAUGUUAGAGGACAACAUGGCUCUCUUCCAACAGAAGAACGAGAAGGAGCAGGAGAGGUUGAUAGCAUCCAAAUUUGGAGAUAAUUGGAAUGACAGCACACAGUCAAGGGAACAAGUUGAAGCAAACCUCCAAAGCAAGCAGGAGGCUGCUUUGAGAAGGGAAAGGGCUUUGGCUUAUGCAUACACACAUCAGAAAACACAGAGGCAUCCUUCAAAAGCUACAAAUCUGACAAUCACAGACCCGAAUAAUACCCAAUGGGGCUGGAGUUGUUUGGAGCGACGGAUGGCUUCACGCUUAUGGGAAGAUAAAAGUGCAUUUGACAAAGAAUUUAACACUGUUCAUAAAACUGCGAAGAUCCCAACCAACCAUGCCACUUCUGUUGAAUUUGAUCACUCUCGUCGUGAUUUCCACCUUGACAAUGUGCCUUCUCCAACCGCUCAUAAACAAAGCCAAUCACCAUCAACACCUCGGCCAAAGCCAGUGAGAAUAAGGCUAGCAAAUCCAAGGAGAAGUAGUAAUGUGGAUGGUGAUUCAAGAAGCAUUUCCAUUGCUCAGUCGGAUCGUGGAAGGAGGCAUAGCAUCUCGUCAACUAGAGAUCAUGAAAGCCUUGCGCGAUCACCACCUGUUCCUAGUUACAUGGCAGCAAAAGAAUCAGCAAAGACGACCAAGUCGCAUUUACCAAGUCCAUUGGGUUUCAAGAAGAAUGGAACACCAGAGAAGGGAACAGGUAAUUCAGCAAAGAAAAGAUUGUCUUUUUCGACAUCUCCUCGUAGUCCAAGGAGGCAUUCUGAUCCACAAAGUUAGAGAUGUGAAAGGAAGUAUUUUGGAUAGCAAGUGGUCAAGAAAAGAAGGCCAAAUACUUUGGCUUUUCUUCUUCAAAAACUUUCUCAGUGGAAUUGAACAAGUGUGAGUGUCAACUAGAGAAAAAAGCUAUGUUGCGCAGACUCUCCAAAAUACUGUCGCACCCGUGUCGGAUUCUCCAAAAAUACAUUGCUUUUGGAGAAUCCUACACACACCUGGUAAUAUUUUGGAGGAGCCCGAGUAACAUAGGAAAAAAGUAAAUGCCAUUUGUAUUGCUUCUAACAUUAUGCAUUGUUGCAUCCAAUGAUUAAUGCUCAUUUGCUCCAAAGUGAUGCUCUUAUCUUUUUAUAUUAUUCUAUUUAUUCCUGUUUCUCUAGUGUGCAUUAUCAAAAGUUUAGAAUGGAUUACUGUUUUAGCCAUUGCUGUUGUUUGUAUAUAAGGUUUCUUUUGUAAUUGUUAUUGUCUUUCUGUAAUUGAACCUUGAUCUUGAUUUAUGAACCCUUUUGGU
Molecule: messenger RNA, 1916 nt
Organism: Nicotiana attenuata
Lineage: Eukaryota; Viridiplantae; Streptophyta; Magnoliopsida; Solanales; Solanaceae
Product: protein IQ-DOMAIN 1-like
Exons: 6
Coding region: 131-1411 (426 amino acids)
Molecular function (GO): protein binding
Source: RefSeq, a predicted model, not a curated record